Meira miltonrushii is the source of this 949-nucleotide messenger RNA. Its product is annotated as putative uracil phosphoribosyltransferase. The transcript has 2 exons. The coding region runs from base 77 to 709 and encodes 210 amino acids. Lineage: Eukaryota; Fungi; Basidiomycota; Exobasidiomycetes; Exobasidiales; Brachybasidiaceae. The record is from RefSeq and is a predicted model, not a curated record.
CGUGCAUACACUUUGCAAUCAUUGGCAAUCAUUCAGCAUUUACAUCUUUCUCGAUCAUCACUUCCAUUCAGUCAAAAUGUCGAUCAACAUAGUAUCACAUCCGCUACUUAAGCAUCAUUUGGCCAAUUUGAGAUUAGCCUCGACAUCUCCAAAGGAGUUUCGACAGCUAAUCUCGACGAUCUCCUCAAUCGUAGCAAUCGAAGCAACAAAGCAGCUAGACUCUACGCAUGUUCAAGGACAAGGGCCAUUAUCACAAUUCCAAGGAGAAGAGAUCAAAGAGAGGAUCGGAUUGGUACCGAUCUUACGUGCAGGGUUAGGAAUGGUAGAUGCCACAUUAGCAUUGAUGCCUGAAUCAACGACAGUAUUGCAUAUCGGACUCUUUCGUGAAAAGGUUUCAUUACAACCGGUGGAAUACUACAGUAAGCUGCCUUCUGAUCCAACAGUCGAUAGAGUCUUCAUCUUGGAUCCACUCGUUGCUACAGGUGGAACGGCAAUCACAUGCGUCAAUAUGAUCAAAGAAUGGGGCAUUCCAAUACAAAAGAUCACGCUAUUAUCCGUUCUGGGAUCUGAAUCUGGUUUGCAAGCUAUCGCAAAAGCAUGGCCAGAAUUGGAUAUUUGGGUAGGACAAGUGGAUCCUGUUUUGAACGAGAAAGGAUAUGUAUUACCAGGUCUUGGAGAUACAGGCGAUCGUUUAUUUAACACUGUAUGAUGACGAUGAAAUGGCGAUAAUAUACAGAUCAAAGUAUCAAUGUGUGCACCACUCCAAUCUUUUCAAUUCUCUUUCGUUCCUUUUUCUCUUUCCUUGCGGCUGUCUUUUUCUUCCUCUUUCGUUCUUUGACUCUCUUUUGAUUUUUAGCUCUAAGUGCUUCUCGACCUAAAACACUAUCCCUCUCUCCAAAUACCACCCUUUCAAGCAGUUGUCCCAUCUUUCUUCUAGCCAUAUCUCGAU